Molecule: messenger RNA, 804 nt
Organism: Haemonchus placei
Lineage: Eukaryota; Metazoa; Nematoda; Chromadorea; Rhabditida; Trichostrongylidae
Source: the annotation of a GenBank genome assembly
AUGCAUUCAUUUUCCUUUUCUGUGCAAGAGACGCCAUCAUCGAUCAUGCCGCCGACCGUAACACCUGAUGAAUUUGACGAGAUUUUGCAAGACGUAGAGACCAAUCGUAGCCAAGACGAUAAGCAGGAAGUUCCACACUUGUUAUCAAAUGGUGACCAUAUCGAUGAUUAUGUUGUCGGCAGCCUUAUCAGUAUCGGAGGAUUUGGGCAGGUGUACAGUGGUUUCCAUCGUGCGACGUGCAAGCGAGUAGCGAUCAAAGUAGAAACAACUACAGCGGCCUACGACUACAUCGUUGUGGAUCAUGGAACGGAUGAUAUCAGCACUGCAAUUCAUUCAUUCUCAUGGGUGGUUGCACAGGAUCAAUGCCGAUGGGAUGACUUAUGGUCGGUUUACUACAUUGCAAUUGAAAACAUGGUCGGUGCAUUACCUUGGCGAUUUGUGACUGACAAAAACAAGGUGGCCGAAAUGAAGACCAACUAUGAAUUUAAUAAACUUCAGUAUGGAGAGGAGCCCUGCAUGCCUCGUCCGUUACAAAUACUCUCCUAUCAUUUAUGUGACGCCUAUCGGGAGCAGGAUUCAAGCUUCUACUCGACACCUCCGUAUGGUCGCAUAAUCCGUGAAGUGGAGCACGAUUUGGGUCAGAGACAUUUCUACCAGAAUUCUCCGCUCGAUUGGGAAUCGAACCAGAGUGUGGCGUUUCCUGUACCUGGAGUCCAUGAUAACAGUGGCCAAGACAAAAACUCGUCAUGUGUGGAUCGACCAUUGUACGAUCCCUAUGGAAAGCAAUCCUUUUACUGUUUCUGA